Messenger RNA from Orbilia oligospora ATCC 24927, 3081 nucleotides. RefSeq lists its product as uncharacterized. The record is from RefSeq and is a predicted model, not a curated record. NCBI's taxonomy places the organism in Eukaryota, Fungi, Ascomycota, Orbiliomycetes, Orbiliales, Orbiliaceae. The coding region runs from base 1 to 3081 and encodes 1026 amino acids. The transcript is spliced from 3 exons.
AUGGCGGAAUUCCAAGCUGAUGACCACCAGCCAGGAGGCUCAUCGACAGUCGUCACUGCUCCACCUCCACCUCCACCCCCUCCUGCCUCCUCUUCCUCCUCGUCCACUUUCUCAACUUCUAAACUUCCGACUCCUACUCAGACACAGACGCAGACGCAGACGCAGGCACAUACAUCCCAACUAGCCACCAAUGGAACUCCCGGAGAAUCUUCUUCCACGACUACCGGUGCUACCACUACUACAACCGCUGCUACUACUACAACAACAACUACACACCGAGAUGAUGUAACCUCUCCGACGCUCCCCAGCACCCUUCUCAAUGGUCUUCCCAAGACCGUGCCAAAUGGUACCCUCAAUGGUUUACCCAAUGGCUCGUCUAAUAGCCCGCCAAACACCAGUUCCAAUGAUCAUCCACCCAAAACAAUUGUUGAAUCCGACAAGGCCACCUCGACAGACCCACCAAAAGAAGCAGAAAGAUCCAAGACCACGACUACGGCAACAUCUAUCAAUGGAAUCGAUGGUCCGUCUGGCGAGGCUACUUUGAUUUCCCCUGAAGAACAGCUAAAGCUAGCAGAAGAAGAAGGAGAAGAAGGAGAAGAAGCUAGCGUCGCAGGAGAAGCAAAAGAGCCCGAAACGAAACCAACCAGGAAGAAACCUGGUCCGUCAUCUGAUAUUACAGCUGCUGAAUGGGAUGGUGGGAUGGCUAAAGAGGACGUGCAGGACAACUUGGACGACCUCGAAAACGCCGAUUCCGAAUCAGAAGCAGCCGAUGAAAAGGUUUCCGAGAGGUCCAAGCUCGAGAAAGGAAAGGCUCCUAUCAUUCACCUGAUAGUGAGGAACAACCCAAAAUCGACAAACUCUGAAAAGAAAAAACAAAAACACAAGCCACUCAAACUGAUUGACCUGCCGUUAGAUGUUCUGAAAGAGAUAGUCCGAGAGGUAACUAAUACGACCGAUCUCUGCUCACUUUGUCUCGCACAUUCAUCUCUACACGCUCUCGCCAUUCCCCUCAUAUACUCGCGGUUCGAUAUAGUGUGGCCGGAUCAAAAUGUGACCUCGGAUAGGACUGGUGUCGAUGCAUUGACAUAUGGCCUGGCAACCCUCGUCUCCAACGAGAAUGAGUACGCUCAAUAUGUCCGGAAGUUUUCGCUUGGCAAUGGCCCCAAAGAGUGGGUCGGAGAGUACGCAACAAACAAAGAAGGCGGCAAAAUGCUAGGAACCCUCGUCGGAUUAGCUGUCUGGAAAAUGGGUAUGUUGGAGACGUUCAGCUGGGACAUGCCCACCGGUAUACUUAGGGAUGUCUGGAGAGCCUUGCACCGGCUGAACUCACUGCAAAAUAUUCAUGUCAGGUGGCACGACAAUUCACUCAUAGACCCUGCUGGAUCCCCCGACAGUUCGCGUAAGAUCGAACGACCGACAUUUAGCGGUCUCAAGGGCCUCAAAUCUCUUAGCGUGUUGGACGUGGAUGAAUUAGUAUAUCUAAGGGAAAUGGCUCUUGCAGUUGAAAAGAGUUAUACAACGCUGCGAGAACUGCGCCUUGGAAUUGCAAUCCACGCCGGAACAAAACGCUGGGCGCAUGACGAUAUGGAAACCAUAACCCCGGACACCAAUGAUGGGUUUGGAGAAGGCGGUGCUAUUGGUAUCAUCGUAGGGAAGAUUUGUGACUUCAAUAAGCGCGCCCCAACGACUGCUCUCUCGACCUCCCAAACUGUGACCGCGGACAAUGCGUUGACACAGGAGCAGCUAGCCCAAAUCCUUCAGGGCCAGCAGCAAGCCCAGCAGACUGCCCAAGGCGAUGCAGAUAAUGCCGCUUCUACGUCUGGGGCUAGUACCAUCAACACAGCCAUGGCAACCGUCGCUACCUCUGUUCAGCCCGCUGCUAAGACUUCAUCCAAGUCCAAAAAGGAAGGCUCCGGACCAAGCAAGCAGCUAAAGCUUCAAACACUCGAGCUUGAGAGAGUGCCCAUAUCCACUAGGGUCCUUACCAAAGCAAUUGAUUUCAGCUAUCUCGUCAAUUUAACUUUGCUUAAUUGCAGUAAUCAGUCGAAACUAUACAAGACGCUGAGACGGAAAUUCUCUCCCUACCCCCCAAGCGUCUUGGUCAAACUCAACAAGCUGGCCGUAAACCCAGGUUCUACCAACAAGCCUCCCCUGCACAUCCCACCACCUAGUUAUCGGCUGCGCCUAAAGAAAAUUCACACCGAUAUGGUAUCCGUGUCCCUCAUAGAAUUCUUACACUCCACCCUCGCUCCGAAUUCCCUUGAGACCCUCUUCCUUCAGGAAAUAGCAGGAGAUAGUUAUGUAUCCACGGUGGAACUAGUUCAAAUCCUCCAUGAGGUUCUCCGCCGUCACCGCCUCUCCCUCCAACGUCUCCUCAUCGAUUCCUAUGUGCAACACCCUGAUGUUCCCGGGGAUAACCCGAUAAACGUCCAGUCCAUCCUCGCCCACAAAUCCAAAUGGUGUUUUAACCAAGAAACAAUCUCAUUUAUGACUGAGAUGCCGAGGUUGCGAGAGCUGGCGUUCGGAGUCGAGUAUUCUGACUGGCACUACAUGAUCACCCGACUCCCGGAAAUGAAGAGCCUGAAAAGUCUCUAUAUCCCACACGUCAUUGGCGGUGAAUUCCAUAAGCUAGAAAAGCAAAGCGAAGAGCUCGCCAAAACGAUUGUGGAUGUGGUUACGCUGCGCCCCGAGUGCGGCCUUUGUUAUGUCGGCAUCGUGAAUAAGUGCUUCGAAUUACUAGAGGGUGAAGAAGGCAACGAAGAUGGCUCGGGUCACGACAAUGCAGUAAUGACGGAUGAAGAUGAGGAUGACGCUAGUGAUGACGAUGAUGGAACAGACGACGGCAAUGACGACGACGGUAGCGAUGAUGGUGACGAAACCGAGGACGCUGACGAAACAAGUGAUACUGAGGGUUCUCCACUCGCUACUAGCGGCAUGUACCCGUCGGCAUCAUUUGACUCCUUUGACGAAUACGACGAUGAUGUGCUACCGAAGAGGAAGCGGGUCAGUAUACGGGAGCGAGAAAUUUUGUUUUACGAUGACAAAGUUGCCGUGUUCAAAGCUAGGUUUGGGAAGCUAUGA